CUACAUCUUCUAAGCAUGCCCUUCCAUUACAUUCUCGUGUUGCAGGAGGUGUCCGGGAUGGGUGCCGACACUGACUCGCCGCUGCCCGCCCUCUGGGACAUGGACAGCGCUGACUACGAGUGCGACUGUCCCGGCCCACCUCCGCCUGUGUUCCACCUGCCACCGCCGCCCCGGCCGCCUUUCCUCCACGAGGUCGCUGACUGCUCUGAGGCCCCACUGCUGGACCUGGAGACUUGCGACGCAAUGCCUGUGAUAGACGCUGAAUACCACAGCAGUCCUGCUAUGCCGCCCCUUGCAGUAAUCGUGAUAUGUUCGCUGCUGCUGCUCGCCAUGCUCCUUGUUGCCACUGCUCUAGUCUGGAAGCACAAGAAGAAGAUGCAGAAUCUGCUGCCUUGUAAGAGUUCUCCUCAGAACCGUUGUGAUGUUGCCCACGGCAACGGCGUCAUCUACGAGGAUCUCACCAACAUCAGGCCUCGAGCCCUGCCCCAGCCUUCCAUGGAGAUGUUGGAUGUAAAGUCAAGAGGGAAUUACCCUAAAAAUUGUGCAUACCCUGUGAUAAGCCAUUCACACUCACCUGUGUUCAUCUGCCCACCACCCAGACCUGACCAGUACAACUCCCAGGACCUGUACAACCCUGUAUAUGAGGAGUUGUCCAAUGGUUCAGGAGAGAGAGGGGAGUCUGAUCCAGAAAGUGAGGGUGGUCCUCAGGCAACUGUGAGUGAGGAUGAGUUCGCAGAGGAUGAACUGAGCCUGGGCGAAGGAGGAGGUCAGCUGGCUCCAGGCCCUGUGUCCGGUACAAGCUCGCUACAGGGGUCUACAGGAAAUGACCUGUGUCGUGACAUCGAUUCUUCCGACGCUGACGACCGAAGUCGCUUCCUCGUCAGUCGAAAUCUGAGUCUACCUCCGGGCCAGAGGAGUCGAGUGCCUAGGCCCCACCGGGGGCAUAGUCAGAGGCCCAGGAGCCUCGACAGGCGGCGGGGUGGUGGGGGAACUUGGAGACAUAAGGGGCCCGAGUGUGGUGAGUUUCACGAAGGACUAUUACUCGAUGCACUGUUGCAACUUUAUCCGAAUGUGGUAGGGGUACAAGGAGGCACGAACCCUGCCCCCCAUGAUCCCCACAGACUGCCUUACAUCCUCCCGGUCCCCGGGCCAGGACAACCCCAUGUCAACCCUUAUGAGAGUGUCCCGGUCCUCAGUCACCUCCAUCAACAUCACCCCAUGUCUACCUUCCGCCCCGUCAAGCCCAUUAGUCACGACUCCGACUCUGGCUACAGCAACAACACCUCUGGAGGACAUGGAAGCACUCGUGGUCGACAGGACCAUCGCCUCUCUGCUCACAGCAGCGAUCUUGUGCUGUCAUAGUAGUGGCCGCACCACCCUCACAGCUCUGCCUUUCCUCCAUAACAAGCUGUAGUGACUGUUACAAGUACUCAAGAUUUACUUCAUUGGAGUAUAUUAUAUCCCAAAUCUUGGUUUAAAAACUAAAAAUGUAUCAAAAACAGUAAUAUCACACAUUGUUUUUAUGUAUAUUAUUUACUACUAUCCCAUAUCAUUUAAAUGUUUAAACAAAACAUUACUGUAGGUCUAAUAUAUACAUUAUAAAUACAAAUAGCAAUUCUAUAAAAGAUUUAUUCAAUUUAUGUAUCACAAAUAUAAAUCUACUAAACUGUGUUAUCAUUUAGUCAGGCUUGUAACAUUAUAUGUGUAUAUUGUAAAAAUAAAUUGUAAGUAUAUUUUUGUAUAGUAGAUGCUUAUACGAAAGUAAACAAUUUUGUUUACGUACUCAAGUUUUACCGCAGUUUAGUAAAUUUAUAUCUUUUAUUCACAAAUGUUUUUAAGCUUUAUACUUUUUAUGUUCAAAAUAACACAGACCACAAUAGAAUUAAUUAUAUUAAGUCUCUGCAAACCAAUUAAUUCAUGCUCUGUGUUGUGUACUUUCAAAUUAACAUAUUACAGAAUUGAAUCUUUAUUGUAGUACAUAACUAUUAUUAACUGAGACUGAUUAUAUUUAACAUUGGUUACAUUUUUUUAUCGUCUGUGACAAGUACCAUAAGUGUUAUCAAUAAAAAUAUGAUUACAGAAUGAUAAUGUUAUUUUGCAGAGUAUUAAACAAACCCCUAUUUUUUUCUAGCAGUUUAUUAAAUUAAAUGCACAAUAAUUUUAAUCAACUUUACAGAUUAAGUGCAAUCCUACACACUAACACAAUACAAUUGUAUUACUUAAUCUGGAAGUAUUAAAGUUUUUUGUGGAUAGGAGUUUAGUAACGUUACAACAUUAGUUACAAUUAUUUAGAAGAAUACAUUUUUAUGUGAAUAGUCAGAUAUAAAGUUAAGAAAGGCAGAGCUGUGAAAAUUAUGUGCGAUAUUGUAUAUAGGGCAAGUGCAAGGGACAUGUAUAUAGUCAUGUAGAUCCAUCAGGGUCUAGAACUCUAGAACGCAAUAGUUUAGUAAUUUUUCUCUCUACUCUCUCUUUCUCUCUCUUAUAUCACCUUAUACAUAAGCAAGAGUUUUCCUGAAACAGACCUUUGUAAAAGUUAUAGUUUUAAAGAGUUUUAGUAGUAAUAUGUAUCAGGAUCAGAUCAUGUAUACAAAAUUUAGGAAUUGAAAUACAAUAAUAAUUUUUGGGUGAGAUUGAAUACAAUAGAUCAUUGCUGGUAUUUCUAUUUAUAUUUAGUAUAGGGCUAUUAAUUUAUUAUUUUUUACAUGAAUGCAUGAAAAAGCCUUGUUGCAAAAAUGUAAUUUUAGGAAAAAUGGCUGUUUUAUUUUUACAUACGAAGAAAAUUUAUUAAACCUAUUAACAAUUUUAAAAUCAUUUAAAUACAAAAAACCUACUGAGCAUCCUGAAAAUAGUUGAAUUCACUGUUGUCUCAGAUGCUCAUAAUUAAUAAAUAAUAAAAUUAUCAGUGUAUUGUAUAUUUUAACUUUCAAAUUCAACUGUAUUACUUUGUGAAAUCUUAUUAUUAAACAGCAGUUUAUAAUAAUCUUAGCAGUGCUAGCUGUUAAAUCAAUUAAAAUACUAUUACUAUACUGUAAUAAUUCCAAAUGUUUUUAAAAAUCAAGAGUUACUGUUGAUCAUAUGUAACGCAAAGUUAUUUUAUCUGGUUACAAUAUAAUUCAGCCUAUAUCUAAUACUGAGAUACAACUAUCUAGCCUAACUUUGAAAAUCUAUCUAUACAUUAUAAAUGUAAAGCUGGUUCUUAUGCAACUAGUUAAUGUUGUUAUCCAUAAUAGUGUUUUAUCAGAAUCCCAUAACUAAUUAAAAUGCAGCAUUUUAGUUUUACAGUUUAGUCCGGAUUAUGAGAAUCUUCAGUAAAGAAAUUAUACUAUGAAUUUCAAUUUAGGGACUUUUCCAAGAAAAUGUAUUUAUAUAACCAAAGAGUUAAAAAAAAGAAAUUAAGUAAGAAAUUUAUUUAUAUUUAAGCAAGAAUAAUAAGUUACAAAUAUACAAGUAUUCUUGUCCAGUUAUAUGCAUUGUUUUCAACUUUGUUCUUAGCAGUAUAAUUAGAUAUUAAAAAAAAACUACAAUUUAUUUAAUUUUAAUUUGCACACUGUAUUUAGAGCUUCAAUUUGUGAAAAACAUUACUUUUGUAUCACUGUACUGUAAUAAAUAAUUUAUUUACUGUUAUAUUUUAAAUUUAGUUGGGUCACUCUUGAGAACUGGUAUACAGAAGUUGGUGCUCAUAGUUAAGCCACAUAGAUGCACUACCCUAACUGUCACACUCGUCUCAAUUACUUAGCGUAAGCGGUUUGUAUAAACGCAUAGACUGUAAAUAUUGCUCUCUAUCUGUAAAUAUAUGAAUAUUGCAAAGAUUUUGUGCUAGUCGUUUUGUUGUCAGUGUAUAUUUUCAUGGAAGUUUUUAUGAUUUAUGGAAAUGUGUUUUUCUAGGUAAAUUAUUCCAACACCAUAAUCAAUAAAAAAAAUUUCUUAUUGAA
Molecule: messenger RNA, 3932 nt
Organism: Homalodisca vitripennis (glassy-winged sharpshooter)
Lineage: Eukaryota; Metazoa; Arthropoda; Insecta; Hemiptera; Cicadellidae
Gene: pxb
Exons: 5
Coding region: 16-1362 (448 amino acids)
Source: RefSeq, a predicted model, not a curated record